AUGGCCGGGUGGUUCACGUCAGGCACGUCUGUGCUCGACGAGCAGAUCGACAAAGCGACGUCUUCGAGCUUAGAAGAUAUUGCAACAUCCCUCGAAAUCACCGAUCUCAUCCGCUCGAAAACAGUGCAGCCUAAAGAUGCCAUGCGGUCCCUGAAGAAGCGAAUAGGCAACAAGAAUCCCAACAUUCAGUUGUCCGCCCUGAAGCUCACAGACACGUGCGUCAAAAACGGCGGUUCGCAUUUUCUUAGUGAAAUUGCAUCGCGCGAAUUCAUGGACAACUUGGUCUCGUUACUGAAAGCCUACGGACCCGCGGCAGUCAACGAAGAGGUCAAGCAAAAGAUUCUUGAACUGAUCCAGACCUGGGCCAACGCAACACAGGGAAGAUACGAUUUGUCAUACAUAAACCAGGUCUAUCAGAGUCUGCAAAGAGAGGGCUUCCAUUUUCCGCCCAAGGUCGACAUCUCAAGCACCAUGCUGGACAGCAGUGCACCCCCCGAGUGGACCGACAGCGAUGUGUGCAUGCGUUGCAGGACGGCCUUUACUCUUACCAACCGGAAGCACCACUGCAGGAAUUGUGGCAACGUUUUUGAUCAACAGUGUUCCUCCAAGUCCAUCCCCCUGCCUCACCUGGGCAUCAUGCAACCAGUCCGUGUAGACGACGGCUGCUACGACAAACUGACGAAGAAGUCGGGCGGCACCCAAGACCGUCGAGUGUCUUUUGCACCCAAGCCGGGCGCAAUGCAACCCCGCAGUGCCCGAGUUGACACCAGCUUCGACGAGGACCUGAAGAGGGCGUUGGAGAUGAGCCUGGAAGAAGCCAAAGGAAUUUCUGGCUCAGGUUAUGUUCCACAAUCUCAAACAAAGCAAGAGCAGGCGAAGACAAACGGCGCGUCCAAUGACGAAGAAGAUGACCCCGACCUCAAAGCUGCGAUUGCACUGUCGCUCAAGGAAGCCGAGGAGCAGGCCAAGAAGCAUGCGGCGAACCUCAAGAAAACCACCACGAACGGGGCUACCCCAGCUCAGCCUUUUGUUAUGCCCAAGAGUGACUACGAGUUGUCGGUCGUGGAAUCCGAGAACAUCAACCUGUUCGCAACAUUGGUGGAUCGAUUACAGCAUCAGCCAGCAGGCACCAUCUUACGGGAACCACAAAUACAGGAGCUUUACGAGAGCAUCGGAAAGCUUCGGCCAAAGUUGGCAAGGACGUUAGGCGAAACCAUGUCCAAGAACGAUGCGUUACUUGAAUUACACGCAAAGCUGUCCACCGUCGUCCGCUACUACGACCGGAUGCUUGAAGAGCGAUUGAACAACACAUACAAUCAGAGAAACCCGGGCUAUGCUGCCUACGCCAUGCCAUCCCCUGCCGUGCCGCAGGGCUCAGGAAUGUACCCGUCAAUAGCGGGGGCGCCGCCGUCUUCCAUGAACACAGGUCCAGGCGGUGCAGAGAAUUACUAUUUCAGCAAUGCACCACUCGACUCGUAUGCUCCGCCUUCUCAGCCCACGACUCUACCUCAACCUCAACGGUCAUAUUCAUACUCAAGUCAGAAGCAAGAAUCCCCUGCCUCUUCGUACCAACAUCCAAGUCAACAGCCACAGCAGCAACCAUAUUCGUUCCAGCAAUCUCAGCAGCCUCCCUCUAUGUACCCCCAAAUGCCACCUCCAGAACCUCAGGCAACCCCCACACCCUAUGCUCAGAUGCCGCAGCUGCCCUCUGAAGCUCCUACUCCGCAGCCACAGACCCAGCUUGCUCACCAACACCAACCUCCUCAGCAAUCGUCAUAUCCGCAACAGCACCAAUCUAUGCCGCUGCCUGGUCAGUUCAACCAACCACCUUCUCCUCAAAUGUACCAGCAACCCCCGCCUCAAACUCAAUCCCAACAAUACCCUCCGCAGCGAACUCAACAAUUACAACAAUAUCCUCCUCAACAACAGCACCCAGCAGCGCAACCUCAGCAGGCCAUGUCGACGGGAGGCUCGUACAAUGCGCCACAUCCCACUUAUACUCAGAGCCAAUUCCCAGCUGCGCCACAACAUACUCCAGCCCCGUAUGGUCAACCACAUCAGCAACAUCAACCGCAGCCUGUCGCCGUCGAGGAAAGUCUGAUUGAGCUUUAA
This is a messenger RNA of Cladophialophora yegresii CBS 114405, 2112 nucleotides long. RefSeq lists its product as uncharacterized. Gene Ontology annotation, biological process: protein transport to vacuole involved in ubiquitin-dependent protein catabolic process via the multivesicular body sorting pathway; protein targeting to vacuole. Gene Ontology annotation, molecular function: metal ion binding; ubiquitin binding; phosphatidylinositol-3-phosphate binding. The transcript has a single exon. Lineage: Eukaryota; Fungi; Ascomycota; Eurotiomycetes; Chaetothyriales; Herpotrichiellaceae. The record is from RefSeq and is a predicted model, not a curated record. Gene Ontology annotation, cellular component: ESCRT-0 complex. The coding region runs from base 1 to 2112 and encodes 703 amino acids.